AUGCCACUGGUUUUCACUUAUUCAAAACGUAUUCUUUCUAGGUAUGAUGUACAAGAACGCUCAGCUGAUGCACACACUCCAAUAUUCUUGCAUCAUAUCUAUCUAGCUUUCAUAUUUUUUCUGUUAUCAUGGAACAAUCACAUCGAACAAAGACUAUUCUUUAUUUUAGCUUUUUUCCUCCACUCGGGCUUAGGCGCACACAUUUUGUUCCCCAACUUGAGAAGAAAUUGCGUCAAAAGUACACAGAGGAAGAAUGUGGAAAGGUAUCCCCCAAACAAACAAGAUACAAACAACCCUCCUACUCUAGAUAGGUUUUCUAUUCUCAGUUCUCCUCCCAUUUACGCACACUGCGCCAGUGUAGGUCAUUGGUGUUUACUAGUUGGUCGCUUUUAG
This is a messenger RNA of Dujonia railenensis, 393 nucleotides long. Lineage: Eukaryota; Fungi; Ascomycota; Pichiomycetes; Serinales; Debaryomycetaceae. The record is from the annotation of a GenBank genome assembly.